Messenger RNA from Limanda limanda (common dab), 457 nucleotides. It is a transcript of the gene cenpw, whose product is annotated as centromere protein W. Gene Ontology annotation, cellular component: kinetochore; nucleoplasm. Gene Ontology annotation, biological process: mitotic cell cycle; kinetochore assembly; chromosome segregation. Gene Ontology annotation, molecular function: DNA binding; protein heterodimerization activity. The coding region runs from base 68 to 295 and encodes 75 amino acids. NCBI's taxonomy places the organism in Eukaryota, Metazoa, Chordata, Actinopteri, Pleuronectiformes, Pleuronectidae. The record is from RefSeq and is a predicted model, not a curated record. The transcript is spliced from 3 exons.
UUGGAAAACGUAAACAAGCUGGUCGCUGUCGUUCUCGUUACUUUCGUUCGGAUCAUUUUUUGCGAAGAUGUUGAACAAGGCCCCGAAGCUGAAGAGCACGAUCAAGAUGAAGGCGAAGGGGAGCGUGAACGUGAGGCCGGCGUCUGAAGCGAUGAUUGAACUGAUCACGCUGUUGUUCCUGAGCAACCUGGCAGAGGAGGCCAAGGCCAACGCGUUUGAGGAAAAGUCUGCAACCAUCAGAGCUCAUCAUGUGAAAGCAGUCUCCAAGAAAAUGCUGAAAAAAGCAAGAGGAUGAAGACGGCAGAAGGGCAUCAUUAUAAUUUUAUUUUAACAUUGUCAUGAAUUGCAGUAGCAAUAUUUUUACUUUUUGUGAUAUUUACAAAGUUUUCUUUUGAAACAUUUUUCUGCGUGUUUAUAUUAAUCCUUGAUAUCUUUAUACAAGUGGUCUGUAUCUCUU